Molecule: messenger RNA, 1442 nt
Organism: Arabidopsis arenosa
Lineage: Eukaryota; Viridiplantae; Streptophyta; Magnoliopsida; Brassicales; Brassicaceae
Source: the annotation of a GenBank genome assembly
CAAUCCAAAAUAUUUUUUUAUUAUCGAAAAAAAAGCUCUCUCCGUUUCCGCUUAGCUCUCAAUACCAUCAUGACGUUAGAUAGUUACGCCGGCGAUGUUCACACCGUACCACAAUCGGAGAACUCGAUGGAGGAGAGAGGCGGCGGUGAGCUUUUCGUGCCACCUCUUAACUUCGCUAUGGUCGAUAAUGGAAUUUUCCGUUCUGGUUUUCCUGAACCCGUCAGUUUCAGCUUCCUCCAGUCUCUGCGACUCCGAUCCAUCAUAUAUUUGUGUCCUGAGGCAUAUCCAGAGGUGAAUAGAGAAUUUGCAAAAUCAAAUGGGAUCCAAGUUUUUCAAUUUGGAAUUGAAAGAUGCAAGGAACCCUUUGUUAAUAUCCCUGACGAGGUAAUCCGAGAAGCAUUACAAGUACUUCUAGAUACAGAGAAUCAUCCUGUCUUGAUUCAUUGCAAAAGUGGCAAGCAUCGGACGGGAUGUCUUGUAGGUUGUGUGAGGAAGAUUCAGAGAUGGUGUUUGUCCUCUAUCUUCGAUGAGUACCAAAGAUUCGCAGCUUCGAAAGCUAGAAUCUCAGACCAAAGAUUCAUGGAGCUCUUUGACAUCUCCAAUCUAAAGCAUUCACCACUCCACUUCUCAUCUGAGUCGACAAUGAGUCAACUCGCUGUUGAAACUAGUCAAGCCCAGCCGGAGACGCCACAGUCAACGACAUUCCUCGAUUUGCUCCGACUUCAAAUGGACGGUGGUGUCGAUCGAACUAGGAGAAGGAAACGAACACUUAAAGAACGGUUAGGAUUCAAACGAAUCGGAUGCUGUGGUCCAACAUGGGGUCUCCGGUUAACCAGUAACACUCGCGAAGACGACGAAGAACCAUAUGAAACCCGAUUCGUUUCCGGUUCGGAUCAUGGACCGGGUCCGUUAAAUCAAGGUAUGAAUCUCGCAACGGCGUUAGCAGCGGAGAGAAAUUACCGAACAGAGGAAACGACGGCGUCUGGCAGUUUGACGCCGUUAAGAGUAUCGUUAAUGAGAUUGCUUGAAGAAACGGCGGAGAGAGUCGUCGUUGAAGGGAAGGAAACGGAGAGAUUAACGGCGUCGUCGUCGACGGUUAAAGGAGGAAAUGAUUCGGUGUGUUGCGUGUGCAUGGGAAGGAAGAAAGGAGCAGCGUUUAUCCCAUGUGGACAUACUUUUUGCAGAGUGUGUUCUCGAGAGGUGUGGCUUAAUCGAGGAUCGUGUCCCCUUUGUAACCGUCCGAUCAUCGAGAUCCUCGACAUUUAUUGAUACCUGAAUCAUACGGCUCAUAUUAGUCCGGUUGCACGUGACUUCAGUGAGGUGCUGGUGUGCCUAGAGAUUCACGAGAGUGUUACAAGUGAAAUUUAAUUACGGUGUCUAUGUUUCUCUUAUUGGAAAUUGGAGUAUUAUUCAUUAUUAGAGAUUAAAAGUAAUUCUAGAUU